Messenger RNA from Monomorium pharaonis (pharaoh ant), 924 nucleotides. RefSeq names its product immunoglobulin domain-containing protein oig-4. Lineage: Eukaryota; Metazoa; Arthropoda; Insecta; Hymenoptera; Formicidae. Bases 146 to 631 code for a protein of 161 amino acids. Gene Ontology annotation, molecular function: cell adhesion molecule binding. The transcript is spliced from 4 exons. The record is from RefSeq and is a predicted model, not a curated record. Gene Ontology annotation, cellular component: cell-cell junction. Gene Ontology annotation, biological process: cell-cell adhesion.
CCGCUUGUGCAUAUAGCCCGACAUACAUUAUCUGCAUAUAAGUCUGUAAUAGAUACGAGAGGACACUAGGGGAGUAAUGAGUAGGUGACUGUCAGUUACAUCGGAGUUCCGUGUGAUCGUUGAACGCUGCAACGUACAAUUUAUCAUGUCACGCUCUAUGCUGUUGCUAAUUCUGCUGGGUAUAUUAUUGCUCAAUUGUCAAGAGACACUUGGUCGGAGAGGACGAGGAAGGGGCAGGAGCAAAUCCCGCGUGCAGAUCGGAUUGCCUAUUACCGGGAAGUACCGUGAUCCGGAAAGCGAUCAAUAUUACAACAAUAAUAACGGAGCUAAGAUACUGCUGGCAUCACAUUUCGAUCUGGAAUACGUCCUGGGACAUAAAAUAGCUUUCCUCUGCGUCGCCCGCGGCAAUCCACGCCCGCAUAUUACGUGGUUCAAGGAUGGUGCCGAGAUUUAUGUGCAUCAUUAUCUACAUAUACACGAAUGGCAAGUCGGUACUGACAAAGUGAAAUCGAAGCUUGAAAUCGAUCCCGCUACUCAGAUGGACGCGGGGGUCUACGAGUGCACGGCAGACAAUAUGUACAGCAUUGAUCGAAGGUCUUUCAAGACUGACUUCUCCAUCGCUUUCGAUUAGUGCGAGAGAUCCCAAACAAACACAUACAUAUAGAUUUAUAAGAAAAAACAUAUAAAACACAGGUAACACGUAAACUUUUUACAAUAGACCCUAAGAAAUGAUAGAAACGAAAACGAUUCAGGAUGACAUGUACUGUCAUUAUACAACUUGCUGGAAGGAAAUUGAAUCGUCCUAAUUCGAAUUAUGAAACAUUGUUCUCGAUCCUGUCGAAGCGUUGUGAAAUCGAGACCUAUCUAGAAUAAUGAUUUGCGCUUCCUCUUAAAUACAAUUGUAGUCCGUUCAAGCGAAAAAAA